Molecule: messenger RNA, 796 nt
Organism: Lottia gigantea (owl limpet)
Lineage: Eukaryota; Metazoa; Mollusca; Gastropoda; Lottiidae
Exons: 6
Coding region: 58-714 (218 amino acids)
Source: RefSeq, a predicted model, not a curated record
CAUACUUUCCCGCCAAAUACUGUCGAUAAAAUAAAUAACCGUUGAAACGAUCAUAAAAUGUCAUUUAUAUGGAAAUUAGAAAAGUAUGCUCGACACGAUGUCAGCAGGAAUGAAGGAAAAGGGGGAUGGGAGGUGUAUGAAAGCUCCAAAGCGGAAUUGAACAUGACUCUUACUGAAUCCAGCUUCUUGGUGAUAUGUCACGGACCAACAGUUGUCGAAAGUCAUUCACUAGUAACGGCAAGAGCGUCUAUAAGAGGUUUGGUGAAAGGCGACAGUAUGAUGAUCAUGUAUAAAAUUCGGGGAAACACAAGAAAAUUCCGUAUAAGUUUUAAACCAACGGAAGCACAGUCGGGUAUCCAAGUUUGUCAAGGAUGUACUGAUAAGCUAAAUAAGUUCUUUCCCGUGAAGAUCACCAUCGAACCAACUUCUGAGUCACAAGAAGCAACACAGGAUCCAAACAAGAUGGAAACAAACGAAACAGAACCCCAGGUCCAAACUCUUGAAGGGGAGGUCAGCAUGUCAACAAUGGCACAGGUACUGACUGGUCAGCUGAAAGCCAACCUACCAAAGGCUUACAAGGAAACUAACUUGCCUACCCAGGACAUUGGAAUGUUCCUCAGGAUGUGCCUCUCCGAUCCAUCGUUUCCGGAUUUUGUGGAAAACGUGGAUCAGGAACUGAAGAAGAUCACCAAAGAAACCGAAUCGGAUCUGUAGAAAGACGGGAAAUGGAGUAUGAGACUGAAACUGUUUGAAAUUUUGGGAUCUUGGUGUCUUUGGAUUAAAUACUUACAAAUUG